CUUUAAUGAUCUAUACACUUGACUUGAGUGCAACAUCCAUGUGAACUCUGAAGACUUCAUGCGCUCCCUUGUGCACGCAAAUCCCUGUCAUGUGUGGGAAACAUACACUGUUGACAGUAGCUGUGUUGCUCGUUGUAUUGUUAUGGGCCCAAAUGUGUGCGACUCUUAAUUCUAGCUUCGUUUUAUGUGCUAAGUACAAAGCAGCAAUGGCUGCCUCUUGUGAGAAGGCAAAGAUCCUGUUGAAUGGAUCCUCUAUGGCCAGCUUAUCUGUGGAGGAAGCAACUUCAUCAAGGUCUGGAUCAAUCCGGGAAGCCCCAUAGGUCGAAUGCGAUGUGUGUAACUCACCUGCGUGAGUUAUAAAUAUCUGGGCCUGGUGGUCAGCAAUCUGUCUUUCUCAGAUGUUUUGGCGUUAUUAUCACUCACUUGUGUGUUGGCGCCUUGGAGGAACUGCACUUUCAAGAGCUGUGGGUAUAAAUAAGGGUUUGCCCCGGGACGGAGCUCCUUGGCCAAUAUAGGAUCAAGGGUUGCGUCUGACCGCGAAGGUUCACGGAUGUGGAUUAGAAGAGAACCAGGAGCUGAGACACUCUUUGCUUCUUAAGCCUGCUGGUGAUUCAUCUUUGAAGAUACUGAUAUACGUGGGCAUGGCCGUAUCUACUGCAUUCAACAUGCUUCCUGCUAACGGGAUCACCGCACAUUGACUGUUUUGCGCCAAAAGAUCUCUCUAAAGGGGGAUUGGACACGGGCAUGAUAAAAUUAUCCGUUCUAAAGAGAAUAUUUGCUGGCUACUAUUAACUGCAUGAUAUGCGGC
Molecule: messenger RNA, 808 nt
Organism: Coccidioides immitis RS
Lineage: Eukaryota; Fungi; Ascomycota; Eurotiomycetes; Onygenales; Onygenaceae
Exons: 4
Coding region: 90-320 (76 amino acids)
Source: RefSeq, a predicted model, not a curated record